AUGCUUGGUCGACCGGCCAUGGGAUCCCACCCGCCAUCCACGCCACUCUCAGGCCCAGUGAAUGGUCGCUCCCUACGAGUGGAGUCUCCAACUGGUGAACAGUCCUGGGGUGCUUUCUCCUGUGUCGAGGGGUUUGUUGCCACUCCGAAUGAAUUUCUUCAAAAGAGGAUGAUUCUACUUCCUGAGACUGUCGACGGAUAG
Messenger RNA from Penicillium nucicola, 201 nucleotides. RefSeq lists its product as uncharacterized. The record is from RefSeq and is a predicted model, not a curated record. The transcript has a single exon. The coding region runs from base 1 to 201 and encodes 66 amino acids. Lineage: Eukaryota; Fungi; Ascomycota; Eurotiomycetes; Eurotiales; Aspergillaceae.